Sitodiplosis mosellana (orange wheat blossom midge) is the source of this 2347-nucleotide messenger RNA. RefSeq names its product nuclear RNA export factor 1 (gene sbr). Gene Ontology annotation, molecular function: RNA binding; protein binding. The transcript is spliced from 9 exons. NCBI's taxonomy places the organism in Eukaryota, Metazoa, Arthropoda, Insecta, Diptera, Cecidomyiidae. The record is from RefSeq and is a predicted model, not a curated record. Gene Ontology annotation, cellular component: cytoplasm; nucleus. Bases 1 to 2004 code for a protein of 667 amino acids. Gene Ontology annotation, biological process: poly(A)+ mRNA export from nucleus.
AUGAAUAAAUUCGUGCACGUUCAAAGCAUCACACGUAAUAUUAUCGUCAAUUGUACCAAAGUCUUUAUUUAUACAUAUUUUUUCGAAAGUAUUGUGGAAAAUCGUUUAAAUAUGCCGAGACAGUUUAAACGGAAUAAUGUUUGGAGCAAAAAAUAUCAGGGAAGACAAUAUGAUGAACAUGACGACCGUGACCGUAACCCGUCGGAUAUCACAAUUCGAAAGCCAAACAAAGGUGGAAAUCGUCGUGUCAGUUUCAAGACAGGGGUUGUUGCUGCGAGCAAACUGAACCUAAAAAGGGGCAAUAUUGAGCAGGGAAUCCGUGCCCAACUCGAAGAAGAUGAUGAACGAAUGGUUGACUUCGAUCCAAGCAAAGCAAGCACAUUCCGUCGACGCAACUCUCCGAUUCCAGGAUCAGCUCGCAAUAAAACGAAGGGGCUCGUUGAAAAUGGUUCGGGAUGGUUUCAAGUGACCAUUCCACACGGCAACAAAUAUGAUAAAGAUUUCGUUUUAAAGUCGUUGCUCAACGCCAUUUCGCCAGAGAUAUUCAUACCGCAUUAUUGGAAUGUUGAAACACAGUCUGUAUCGUUCUACAUUGACGAUUUCAAGAUGGCCAAAAUUUUGGCAAACGUUGAUAGAACCAUCGAAAUGCCAAAUGGCUUCAAAUUGAUUGUAAAAGUACGCAAUGGAAUUCCACCGGUCAAGCUGGAUGCAAACACACGCGACCGCAUGAAAUUGGCGAUGGCAAAACGUUAUAAUGCUGCAACCAAAGCCCUAGAUUUAACACAAUUCCAUUUGGAUGUCGAUUUACGUGACAUUUACUGUGGCUUGUCACGGGCACCGAUUUUUGCAGCAGCCUCCGACAUCAUCACAGAGAAUAUUUCCGACUUGGAGGCUCUAAAUUUGGACGGAAACAAAAUCUACACAUUGGAAAUGUUCAGAAAUUUGAUGAACAAAUUGCCGAACCUGAAAAUUUUAUACCUGUCAAACAACAAGAUUCAGUCGGCAAAUACUUUGGAACCAUUGAAGAACUCAAACAUCAUCGACCUCGUACUGAAAGGAAAUCCCAUUUGCGAUCGUUUGCGCGACGAAAAUGUCUACAAAAGAGAGGUACGAAAACGAUUGCCGAAGUUACAAAAAUUGGAUGGCAUUGAAUUACCAGCCCAAAUCGGUUUCGAUAUUGAAACUGAAGAUUCAAAUAAAAUGCCACCAGCAAAAGCAUCCUUUUUGGUCGAUCAAGCUGGUGCUGAAAUUGUGCGCCAGUUUCUACAACAAUACUUUGCGGUAUUCGAUUCGGACAACCGUCAACCACUAUUGGACGCUUACCACGAAAAUGCCAUGUUCUCACUGAGUUGUACAUAUCAUCCAAAUCCUGAUCACCGAUUGGUCAACUAUUUGCCACAUAGCCGAAAUUUGCUUCGUGUCAAAGACCCAGAAAAGCGGAUAACAUUGCUCAAAUGUGGACGAUUACCUGUGGUUUCAUUUUUGUCAGAAUUGCCGAAGAGCGAGCACGAUCCACAGUCAUUUGCUGUCGAUUUAACAUUGUUUACGCCUGCUCUGAUAAUGCUCACAGUGACGGGAAUAUUCCGUGAAAAACAGUCUGGUUCAACUACAAUUCGAAAUGAUUUACGUUCGUUCCAUCGUUCGCUAGUAAUUGUACCGAUGGGCGGAGGAUUCUGUAUAAAAAAUGACAUUCUCCACGUUACCCAGCUCACGAUGGCCCAAGUCAAAACGGCAUUCAAACCGAUCGCACCAGUGCCUGUGACAACGGGGCCAAUUCAACCGCCAGUCGUUCCAACGCCAACAAGUGCACUCAACACAAGUCUACCGCCAGACGAUGCAACGAAACUUCAAAUGAUUGAGGCUAUGGCACAGCUCAGCCAAAUGAACGCCGAAUGGAGUCGAAAAUGCUUGGAAGAAACCAACUGGGAUUUCCAACGAGCUGGAUUUGUUUUCACCGAACUCAACAAACAAAACAAAAUACCACCGGAAGCAUUCAUUAAAUAAAUUUGAUGUCAAAGAUCGGUCAAAUUUCAAAGUGUGCACAGGAGAGAAUAAAUUGCUUGUCAGUUUUGAAGCAUAAAAUCCAAAUGUACAAUGGAUUUUGCUCCAAUCUUUAUACGUGUAUAAGAAAAGAGAAAUAUGAAUUAAUAUUUGAAAUAAUCAUUAAGCAAUGCAAUUUAUAUGAAAAGACUUAUAAUAGAAAACAACCUUUGCUUUUACUAUCGUGCAAGCUUCAGUUGAAGUUGUCAUUGAAUAAAAACUGUAUAUUUAAUUAUAGGCAAAUACAACAACACAACACACAACAACAACAAAAAAAAAACAAAUAAAAUGAAAUGUAAAUAUAAAA